AAGUGGAUCCGAUCCCGUCUGAAGGCCAUAUCCAUUCUCCACAAAGCAAAAUUUAACACUUUUCAAAAAGCCAAGAUCCAGUUUACCCAAUCAUGGAAGCUGAAAGACUGUUCCUGCUUUCUCUUUUAAUGCUCCAAUUCUCAUCUUGUACAUCCCUAGACUCCUUAAAGACGAGCCAAACCAUUAAAGAAGGUGACCUUCUUAUCUCCAAAGGAAAUAAUUUUGCACUAGGAUUUUUCAGUCCAGGUAGUUCAACCAAUAGAUAUCUUGGAAUUUGGUACCAUAAAAUACAAGAACAAACUGUGGUGUGGGUUGCAAACAGGAACGAUCCAAUCAUUGGUUCCUCUGGAUUUCUCUUUAUAGACCAAUAUGGAAACCUCGUUCUCUAUGGUAACGAUGACCAAAAGCUUCCAGUGUGGUCUACAAAUGUUUCGGUGGAAGGAAAUGAUACUUGUGCAGCUCAACUCUUGGAUUCAGGAAAUUUGAUAUUGGUCAGGAAAAGAAGCAGAAAAACUGCAUGGCAAAGCUUCGAUUAUCCUACGAACAUCCUGCUUCCUGGAAUGAAACUGGGGCUGGAUCGAAAAUUAGGAAUUGAUCGGUUCCUAACAUCAUGGAGAUCAGCUGAAGACCCUGGGAUUGGAGACUUUUCAGUUAGGAUCAACCCAAAUGGUUCGCCACAAUUUUUUUUCUAUAAAGGUACAAAGCCAAUUAGUAGAGCUAACCCUUGGCCAUGGAGAAGUCAGAUGGGCUUCUACAAAUGCUUUUUCGUAAAUGAUCCAGACGAAAUAUACUUUGUCUACACAGUUCCUGAUGAUUCUUAUCUGCUAAUAUUAAUAGUGGAUCAUCCAGGACAUAUAAAGGCUUUAACGUGGCGAGAAAGUGAUGGUCAGUGGAAGAAAUACUGGAAGUCCCCUCAGUUUCAGUGCGACUAUUAUGGGCAGUGUGGUGCUUAUAGUACGUGUGAACUCGCCAAUCUAAAUAGGUUUGUAUGUGCCUGUUUACCUGGGUUCGAGCCCAAGUACCCAAAGGAAUGGUCUGCGAGCGAUGGAUCUGGUGGUUGUGUCAGGAAGCGGCUACAGACGUCUUCGGUGUGCGAUCAUGGAGAAGGGUUUGUGAAGAUAGAGAAUUACUGUCUUCCGGACACUUCUAAUGCAGCUUGGGUGGACAAGAGCAAGAGCCGCGCAGACUGUGAACUGGAAUGCAAGAGGAAUUGUUCAUGCUCUGCAUACUCAAUCAUUGGAAUUCCCGGAAAAGGGGAAGGUUGUUUGACAUGGUACAAGGAAUUAGUAGACAUUAGAUAUGAAAGGACUGAAAGUUAUGAUCUGUAUGUUCGUGUUGAUGCAUAUGAAUUAGCUGAUAAUACAAGGCAGCCAAAUGGUUCUCGUGAAAAACCGAUGCUGGCCCUUAUAGCACCAUCAAUUGCAUUAUUGUGGUUUCUCAUUAGCCUGUUUGCUUAUUUGUGGUUCAAGAAGAGAGCAAAAAAAGGUACUGAACUGCAGGUAAACAGCACUUCUACUGAAUUCGAAUAUUUCAAGCUCAGCACCAUAACGGCGGCCACUAACAAUUUCUCUCCAGCUAACAAACUCGGGCAAGGUGGUUUUGGCUCUGUUUAUAAGGGUCUGCUGGCUAAUGGACUGGAGGUUGCAAUAAAAAGGUUAUCUAGAAGUUCAGGACAAGGAACAGAAGAAUUUAAAAAUGAAGUUAUGGUAAUUGCAAAGCUUCAACACAGGAAUCUAGUGAAACUUCUAGGUUACUGCAAUCAGGAUGGGGAACAAAUGUUAAUCUAUGAAUACUUGCCAAACAAAAGCUUGGACUCGUUUCUUUUCCAUGAAAGCAGAAGAUUGUUAUUGGAUUGGCGAAAACGCUUUGAUAUUAUUGUUGGAAUAGCUCGUGGGAUUUUAUAUCUUCACCAAGACUCCAGGUUGAGAAUCAUUCACAGGGAUUUAAAAUGCAGCAACAUUCUAUUGGAUGCAGAGAUGAACCCAAAAAUAUCAGAUUUUGGAAUGGCAAAAAUAUUUGAAGGCAACCAAACUGAAGAUAGGACAAGGAGAGUUGUAGGAACAUAUGGCUAUAUGUCACCAGAAUAUGCUGUGUUUGGAAACUUUUCUGUAAAAUCAGAUGUUUUCAGUUUUGGGGUCAUGUUGUUAGAGAUUGUGAGUGGCAAGAAGAACAAUAGAUUUUAUCAACAGAAUCCUCCUUUGACCUUGAUUGGAUAUGUGUGGGAAUUAUGGAGAGAAGACAAAGCAUUGGAGAUAGUUGAUUCUUCACUGAACGAGUUGUAUCAUCCGCAUGAAGCCUUGAAAUGCAUACAAAUUGGUCUACUGUGCGUGCAAGAAGAUGCCAAGGACAGACCAUCUAUGUUGGCAGUUGUUUUUAUGUUGAGUAACGAAACAGAGAUUCCUUCUCCAAAACAACCUGCAUUCCUCUUUACAAAAUCUGAUAAAUUCCCUGAUUUAGCCUUAGAAGUAGAAGAUGGACAGUGUUCCGUAAAUGAGAUGACAAUUUCUGAAAUUGCUAGUCGCUGAAGCUGUGCUGUGUGAAAAAUUGCUAAAAUGAAGUUCUAUUAGAUUUGAAAUGAAAAUACUUGUUGCUAAA
Molecule: messenger RNA, 2595 nt
Organism: Populus nigra (black poplar)
Lineage: Eukaryota; Viridiplantae; Streptophyta; Magnoliopsida; Malpighiales; Salicaceae
Product: G-type lectin S-receptor-like serine/threonine-protein kinase RKS1
Exons: 6
Coding region: 93-2525 (810 amino acids)
Biological process (GO): protein phosphorylation; recognition of pollen
Molecular function (GO): ATP binding; protein serine/threonine kinase activity
Source: RefSeq, a predicted model, not a curated record